Eutrema salsugineum is the source of this 1250-nucleotide messenger RNA. Its product is annotated as homocysteine S-methyltransferase 2. The transcript is spliced from 7 exons. Gene Ontology annotation, molecular function: S-adenosylmethionine-homocysteine S-methyltransferase activity; zinc ion binding. Gene Ontology annotation, biological process: S-methylmethionine cycle. The record is from RefSeq and is a predicted model, not a curated record. NCBI's taxonomy places the organism in Eukaryota, Viridiplantae, Streptophyta, Magnoliopsida, Brassicales, Brassicaceae. The coding region runs from base 86 to 1129 and encodes 347 amino acids.
UAAAACAUACAUACGAGAAAGAGAAACAAGAAACAAGAAACAAAAGUGUGUCUCCAUUUUCCUCGUUUCAGACAGUGGGAGUGAGAUGGUGACCGGAAGCUCAAGGACGGCGGAGACUUUUUACUCGAUGAAAGAUUUUCUGAAGCAGACAGGCGGCGUUGCCGUUAUAGACGGCGGACUUGCAACGGAGUUUGAGCGACAUGGAGCGGAUCUCAACGAUCCUCUCUGGAGCGCCAAAUGCCUUGUCACAUCUCCUCACCUCAUUCACACCGUGCAUCUCGAUUACCUUGAAGCUGGUGCUGAUAUCAUUGCCAGCGCUUCUUAUCAGGCCACGAUUCAGGGGUUUGAAGCAAAGGGCUAUUCAAGAGAGAAAAGCGAGUCUUUGCUUAGGAAGAGUGUAGAAAUAGCUUGUGAAGCUCGGAACACGUAUUAUGACAAAUGCGGAACUAGCUCAUCCAGCGGAAUCAUGGAUGAUAAGAUUCUUAAAAAGCGGCCUAUAUUAGUUGCAGCAUCCGUAGGUAGCUACGGCGCAUAUUUGGCUGAUGGAUCAGAAUACAGCGGAAUCUAUGGUGAUUCGAUCACGCUGGAAACACUGAAGGAUUUCCACCGCAGAAGAGUCCAAGUACUGGCGGAGUCCGGUGCGGAUAUAAUAGCAUUUGAGACCAUUCCAAACAAGCUAGAGGCUCAGGCAUUUGCUGAGCUGUUAGAUGAGGGAGAAGUGAAGAUCCCUGGGUGGUUCUCGUUUAACUCCAAGGAUGGGGUGAACGUGGUUAGUGGGGAUUCCAUCAAGGAGUGUGUGGCCAUAGCUGAAACAUGUGAGAAAGUAGUGGCGGUUGGAAUCAAUUGUACACCUCCAAGAUUCAUAGAGGGGCUAGUUUUGGAGAUAGAAAAGGUGACGAGCAAGCCUAUACUAGUGUAUCCAAACAGCGGAGAAAGCUAUGAUGCUGAUAGGAAGGAGUGGGUUGAAAACACAGGAGUUGGGGAUGAAGACUUUGUAUCAUACGUAGAGAAAUGGAUGGAUGCAGGAGUGUCAUUGCUUGGAGGUUGCUGCCGUACAACACCAACCACCAUCAGAGCCAUUCACAAGCGUCUUGUCACCCGCAGAUCUCUUUUCUCUUCAAACAUAUGAAUAUGAUUGUUUUCCCUAUUCAAGCUUUUCUUUCCUUUCAACAAUACUUUGGAAGUAGAUAAAAACUUGUACUAUCGUUCUAUCUUGAAAGUUGAAAAAAACAAAAUCAGUCUUUUUUUAA